AUGAUGACCAUAUCUUUGAUCUGGGGGAUUGUGGUAGCAAUAUGCUGCUGUUUGUGGCUUAUUCUUGGAAUGAGGAGAAGAAAAAUGGGUGAGCCUCCUCUGGAGAAUGGGCUGAUUCCUUACCUGGGAUGUGCUCUGCAGUUUGGUGCCAACCCUCUUGAGUUCCUCAGAGCAAACCAAAGGAAACACGGUCCUGUUUUCACCUGCAAGCUGAUGGGAAACUAUGUCCACUUCAUCACAAACCCCCUGUCAUACCAGAAAGUGCUGUGCCAUGGCAAAUACUUCGAUUGGAAAAAAUUUCAUUUCACUACUUCUGCAAAGGCAUUUGGGCACAAAAGCAUUGACCCGAGUGACGGAAACACCACUGAAAACAUAAACAAAGCUUUCAUCAAAACUCUGCAGGGCGAUGCCCUGAAUUCCCUCACAGAAGCCAUGAUGGAAAACCUGCAACUUAUCAUGAGGCCUCCAGCCGCACCGGAGCCAAAGAUGCCUACCUGGGUGACGGAAGGGAUGUAUGCCUUCUGCUACCGAGUGAUGUUCGAAGCUGGGUACCUAACUCUCUUUGGCAGAGAUCUUAUGGGACAAGAUGCACAAAAAGCACUUAUUCUAAAAAAACUCGACAACUUCAAGGAAUUUGACAAAAUCUUUCCUGCCCUGGUAGCAGGCCUCCCCAUUCAUGUGUUCAAGACCGCACACCACGCCCGGGAAAAACUGGCUGAGGGCUUAAGGCAUGAGAACCUGGGAAACAGAGACCACAUGUCCGAACUGGUCAGGUUUCUGAAUGACAUGCUCUCCACCUUAGAUGACAUGGAGAAGGCCAAGACGCAGCUCGCUGUCCUGUGGGCAUCACAAGCAAACACCAUUCCGGCCACUUUCUGGAGCUUAUUUCAAAUGAUGAGGAGCCCUGAAGCCAUGAAAGCAGCUACCGAAGAAGUGAAUAAAACACUAGAGAGUGCUGGUCAAACAAUCAGCUUAGAAGACCCACCUAUCUGUUUGAAUCAGAUGCAACUGAAUGACAUGCCGGUACUAGAUAGUAUCAUCAAGGAGUCUCUGAGGCUUUCCAGUGCCUCCCUGAACAUCCGGACUGCUAAAGAGGAUUUCACUUUGCACCUCCAGGACGGUUCCUAUAAUAUCCGCAAAGAUGACAUCAUAGCUCUGUAUCCUCAGUUAAUGCAUUUAGAUCCAGAAAUCUACCCAGACCCUUUGACAUUUAAAUAUGAUCGCUAUCUUGAUGAAAAUGGGAAGACAAAGACCACCUUCUACAGCAAUGGACUCAAAUUAAAAUAUUACUACAUGCCUUUUGGGUCAGGAGCGACGAUAUGCCCUGGAAGAUUAUUUGCUGUCCAGGAAAUCAAGCAAUUUUUGAUUCUGAUGCUUUCCUAUUUUGAACUAGAGUUUGUGGAGAGCAAUGUUAAAUGUCCCCCUUUGGACCAAUCCCGUGCAGGCUUGGGCGUUUUACCACCAUUAAAUGAUGUCGAGUUUAAAUAUAAGUUCAAACGUUUGUGA
Eptesicus fuscus (big brown bat) is the source of this 1506-nucleotide messenger RNA. Its product is annotated as cytochrome P450 7A1. Gene Ontology annotation, biological process: cellular response to glucose stimulus; cholesterol catabolic process; bile acid biosynthetic process. The transcript has 6 exons. NCBI's taxonomy places the organism in Eukaryota, Metazoa, Chordata, Mammalia, Chiroptera, Vespertilionidae. The record is from RefSeq and is a predicted model, not a curated record. Gene Ontology annotation, molecular function: cholesterol 7-alpha-monooxygenase activity; iron ion binding; heme binding. Bases 1 to 1506 code for a protein of 501 amino acids.